This is a messenger RNA of Rhododendron vialii, 1815 nucleotides long. RefSeq names its product non-specific phospholipase C3-like. Gene Ontology annotation, molecular function: hydrolase activity, acting on ester bonds. Gene Ontology annotation, biological process: phospholipid catabolic process. Lineage: Eukaryota; Viridiplantae; Streptophyta; Magnoliopsida; Ericales; Ericaceae. The transcript is spliced from 5 exons. The coding region runs from base 128 to 1666 and encodes 512 amino acids. The record is from RefSeq and is a predicted model, not a curated record.
ACACAGUCUCCACUAGCUAGUUGUCGAGAAAUAUUGAACUCCUUCCUCUUUCCUUCUCUCUCUCUCUCUCUCUCUCUCUCUCUCUCUGCUUUUAACUUGGCAAAACCACCAAGAAAACCAAACAAAAAUGGCAUCCGAAGCUACUACAAACUCAUGCCCCAUCAAAACUGUGGUGGUGUUAGUCCAAGAAAACCGCUCAUUCGAUCACAUGUUGGGGUGGAUGAAGUCCCUCAACCCGGAAAUCGACGGUGUAACCGGAACCGAAUCGAACCCGAUAUCCACCUCGGGUCCCAACUCAGUCGGCCGGGUUUACUACGGUGACCGGUCCGCGCACAUCGAUCCGGACCCGGGUCAUUCUUUUGAAGCCAUUUUUGAGCAGGUGUAUGGCGUGCCAUGGUCCCCCUCAGUAGCAUCCCAAAACCUGAAACCCACAAUGGAAGGGUUUGCCCAACAAGCUGAAAGCGUAGAGAAAGGUAUGUCGGAGGUAGUGAUGAACGGGUUCAAACCGGAGAUGGUGCCGGUUUACAAGGAGUUGGUGUCGGAGUUUGCGGUUUGCGACCGCUGGUUUGCGUCCAUACCGACAUUGACGCAGCCGAACCGGCUGUACGUGCACUCCGCGACAUCGUAUGGAGCAACUGCUAACGAUAAUAAAAUGAUGGUGGAAGGCUAUCCCCAGAAGACAAUUUUCGAGUCGGUGGAGGAGGCUGGUCUCUCUUUUGGAAUUUACUACCAGUACCCCCCAUCUACACUUUUCUACAGGAACCUUAGAAAACUGAAAUAUAUAAACAACUUCCACCAGUUCGAUUUAGACUUCAGGCGGCAUUGCGAAGAAGGGAAGCUACCAAACUAUGUCGUAGUCGAGCAACGGUACUUUGAGACCAAAUUCUUGGCCGGAAAUGACGAUCACCCCUCGCACGAUGUAUCUGAAGGCCAGAAAUUCGUGAAACAUGUGUAUGAAGCAUUGAGAUCGAGUCCCCAGUGGAAUGAAAUCUUGUUUGUCGUCUUAUAUGAUGAGCAUGGUGGUUUCUACGACCAUGUCCCUACCCCGGACACCGGGGUCCCCAGUCCAGAUGGCAUCGUGGGCCCCCCGCCGUACAACUUUCGGUUUGAUCGGCUUGGGAUUCGGGUUCCAGCCAUCUUGAUUUCUCCAUGGAUCGAACGUGGAACAGUGUUGCAUGAGCCUUCAGGGCCAUAUUCCACGUCACAAUUCGAACACUCCUCAAUUCCAGCUACUGUGAAGAAGAUCUUCAAUCUCCCAGAGUUUUUGACGAAGCGAGACGCAUGGGCAGGCACAUUUGAAGUUGUUCUGAAUCGAAGUAGCCCAAGAACAGAUUGUCCAGUUACCUUGCCAGAGCCAGUGAAAAUGCGAGACAGCGGACCGAGGGAAGAGAACAAACUGAAUGACUUCCAGCAGGUGCUGGUAUUACUGGCAGCCAUACUGAAAGGUGACCACCAACAGCAACAACAACUAGUGGAUAACAUGACUGUGAUUGAGGCUGUGAAUUACGUUGAAGCUGCGUUCAGUAAAUUCUUAGAGGAAUGCGAGAAAGCAAAGAACAGAGGAGCCGACGGAUCCCAUAUUCCUUGUCUGGCAAGCCCGCAUCCAAAGAAAGAUGUGAAGUCCUUUGCUCAGAAGCUGUUCUCUUGUUUGGUAUGCGAUCAUUGACGCACUCUCUUUUCUAUUUUUUUCCUAUCGUUUUUCAUGUUGUUUUUAGUGUCCAAAUUAACAGGGAGGGACCGCGUAAUUUCGUUUGAUGGACAAUUUCAUCGGUUUCAUAGCGGGAAGUUUUUCCGUUGCGGAAUGUGCUUUCAUGA